Messenger RNA from Diversispora eburnea, 975 nucleotides. NCBI's taxonomy places the organism in Eukaryota, Fungi, Glomeromycota, Glomeromycetes, Diversisporales, Diversisporaceae. The record is from the annotation of a GenBank genome assembly.
AUGCGUCUGUGGCAACCAUCGCAUAAAUCACAAUAUGGAAGAGAAAGUCCCUCCGUAGCAAAUGAUGGAGGUUAUACCCCUUCCACCCCCACAAGUCCCACUCCUGUACCUGCUUCUGGUCUACUUCUCAUCCGUGUAGUUGAAGCACGUGGAAUCAGUUUACCUCCUGGCAUAAGGUUACCUCAAGUUCCUCAACAAAUUUCUUCCUCUACUCCAACUACUCGCGGUAACAGAGAUAGUUUACAAAGGAAAUUAUGUUGGUGGUUACCUUAUGUUGUAUUAGAAUUUGAUAAAAAUGAAGUAUUGAUCGAUGCUUUAGGUGGCGAGGUUCAAAAUCCAACUUGGCAAUAUAAGGCACAUUUUGAUGUAUCCCGUGAAUCAGAUGUAUCUAUACAAAUUUAUCUUCGUCAAGCAACACAAACUGGCAAUCAUACAAAUGAUAUGGGGAAUGAUGUAUUUUUGGGUGGUGUUAAAAUUACUCCAAGUUUCAAUCAACCAAAUAAAAUGCAUGAACAAUGGUAUCAAUUAUCAGGUUCGGGUAAUGUUUACGUACAAGUUUGUUACAAGAAAGAUCAUGCAAAUGUGCCCUUGACAAUAGAUGCAUUUGAUUUAUUAAAAGUUAUUGGUAAAGGCAGUUUUGGAAAGGUCAUGCAAGUUCGUAAGCGAGAUACUUCUCGUAUUUAUGCAUUAAAAACUAUACGUAAGGCCCAUAUAGUGUCUCGGUCAGAGGUUAAUCACACACUUGCUGAACGUACAGUUUUAGCACAAAUUAAUAAUCCUUUCAUCGUUCCACUAAAAUUUUCAUUCCAAAGUCCAGAAAAAUUGUAUUUGGUUUUGGCUUUUGUUAACGGUGGAGAAUUAUUUCAUCAUUUACAGAGGGAAGGAAGAUUUGAUGAAGAGAGAUCAAGAUUUUAUGCCGCUGAAUUACUUUGCGCAUUAGAAUGCUUACAUGACUUUAACGUGGUUUAUCGGUAA